AUGACGAUGCGAUCACUAUCACUAUUCACGUCUUUACGUUCAUUACCUCGUUCAACUUAUAUCCUUGGGAGAUCAUCGUCGCUUUCAACACCGAUACGAUGGAACACAUCGAACGCAUCACAUACAUCUCGAGUUCAAGCGGAAGCCACCACCUUCGCAUCGAAAUCAGCUCCUAGGACGAUAUACGAUUCGCCAGAAGCCUCGAGGGGCAUGCCACCACCUUCAUCCGGAUUUCAAAGGAGAAGAGUAGAAGAGCCAAAGAUCCAAAGGGAGGGUGAAAAGGGCGAAGCGUUUAAUGGGCCAAGUAGACCUAGAUUGAUUUAUGAACGACCAGGAGAUAGGGAUUUACCUAGAAUAACGAAUAAAUUACCAUAUGUACUUGCGUUGGGUUUACUAGGUUUAGGAUGGGGAUUAUUCCUUCUUCACGCCACUAACGCAGAACGUCUCGCUUCAUCCGUCUUACGUCAAGUGACAUUCCAACUGCGAAAUUCUAAAGAAGUAAUAGCGGUCCUAGGAGAACAUGUUAGAUUGGUUGAAAACUGGUGGGCUCUGGGUCAACCUUGGAUCUCUGGUACAAUCAAUUUGAUGCAAGGUCGAGUGGAUUUAAGUUUCAGGAUACGAGGCGAUAAAGGCGCAGGAACAGUAUAUUUCACGUCUAUAAGGCCACAAGAACAAGGUGCAUGGAGAAUAGUGAGGUAUAAGAUCAUUGCGGACGAUGGAGAAGUAGUAAGAUUAGAAAACUUGGAAAACUUCAAAACUAAGUUGUAG
Messenger RNA from Kwoniella shivajii, 768 nucleotides. RefSeq lists its product as uncharacterized. Gene Ontology annotation, biological process: mitochondrial respiratory chain complex IV assembly. Gene Ontology annotation, cellular component: mitochondrial inner membrane. The transcript is spliced from 8 exons. The record is from RefSeq and is a predicted model, not a curated record. NCBI's taxonomy places the organism in Eukaryota, Fungi, Basidiomycota, Tremellomycetes, Tremellales, Cryptococcaceae. The coding region runs from base 1 to 768 and encodes 255 amino acids.